Molecule: messenger RNA, 381 nt
Organism: Cladocopium goreaui
Lineage: Eukaryota; Dinophyceae; Suessiales; Symbiodiniaceae
Source: the annotation of a GenBank genome assembly
AUGGGGGCAAGCCAAUCACAGGAGGCUGACGGAGCUGGAGGUACCAGUCCAACCAAAAGUCCAACUAAAGCAGCUGCGGCUCCUACUGGAGGCAGCAAGAUGAAUUCCGACGCGGCCGCCUUCCUGCCGGCCGCCUCGGCGGCCACGGUGCCCACCGCGAUGGGAGGUGGCGAGAAAGCAAAGAAAGAGGCGCCCACAGGCUCUCAAAUUUGUGUGCGAAACUUGUCGAAGGACGCCAAAGAGGAAGAUCUCCGCAAAGAAUUCGAAGGCUUUGGCAAAAUCACCGACGUCUCAUUGAAAACCCUGAAGUUCCUUGGCUCUUUGGCAGUUUCGAGCUACUGGAAAACCAAGGAGGUUGAGCAAGAACUUGAAAUGGUUUGA